Molecule: messenger RNA, 627 nt
Organism: Cutaneotrichosporon oleaginosum
Lineage: Eukaryota; Fungi; Basidiomycota; Tremellomycetes; Trichosporonales; Trichosporonaceae
Source: RefSeq, a predicted model, not a curated record
AUGCCCUUCAUCACCCCCGGAGCCCCGCCUGCCCCGCCCGCCCCGCGCCGCCGCCGCAGCCGUUUUAUGGCGGCGCUGCAAGCCACGCGCGAUGCGCGCGCCGAGGAAAUCCGCGCCGCCUAUGUGCGGCGCCGCGACCGCCGCGCCGCGCAGGACCGCACCUCGUCCGACCCUCUCAUUCGCUACACCCAGCAGUUUAUCGACGCGACCGACCGCCUGAACAACAUCAUCCUCUUCCUCCAGGGCCUCUUCGGCAUCCCCCUUGCGCGCGGCCAGGCCCACACGUACGGCCGCUUCCUCUCGAUCUACCAUCAGACGCGUCAGUCGGGCGAGCGCGCGCGCUGCCUUGGUUUCUCCCUGCGCCUGUGGAACGCGCGUGCCAUCCAGGCCUACGAGAAGUUCGCGUACUGCGUGCGCGUCGCGCACUUCCACGAGCGCCGCCAGUGGGGUUGGAAGGGCACGUCGGGCGGCGAUAUCAUGGAGCUCAUGUACGAGGCCGUUAGCGAGGUCAUCGCUGCCCUUCGCAAGGUGUCGGCUGCCGCGGCUUCGGUUGAGAUCGCGAAUAUCCGUCGCAUCCUCGCCAUCGCCGUUGCGACCGAGCCCCCCAAGCCGCAGCAGAGUAGCUAA